This is a messenger RNA of Chanos chanos (milkfish), 3372 nucleotides long. RefSeq names its product RING finger protein 145-like. Bases 176 to 2224 code for a protein of 682 amino acids. Gene Ontology annotation, molecular function: zinc ion binding; ubiquitin protein ligase activity. The transcript has 11 exons. The record is from RefSeq and is a predicted model, not a curated record. Gene Ontology annotation, cellular component: endomembrane system. Gene Ontology annotation, biological process: ERAD pathway; proteasome-mediated ubiquitin-dependent protein catabolic process. Lineage: Eukaryota; Metazoa; Chordata; Actinopteri; Gonorynchiformes; Chanidae.
GUGAAAUGCAUUGCUCCGGUUUUUCGGUGGAAAUACCACCGUUGAGAAUCGAAACCCCCUCUUGUUGACGGGGUAAAAUGGUUGAUUUUCGACCAGAGAAACAUCAAGAAACUGAGCCAAACUGUUUUAAGCGUCUCCAUAUAACUCGGUGUUGAGUCCCGGUGUUGGUGCGGUCAUGGCGUGGCGGGAGAGGCUGGAGGCCGUGCUGAACGUGGGCCUGCGUGUGCCCAGUAUCAUGCUGCUGGAGGUGCUGUACCGCUGGGACGUCAGCUCUUUCUUCCAGAAGAUCCAGAGGAGCAGCCUCAACAAUAACCCCCUCUUCCAGUACAAGUACCUGGCCCUGUACCUGCACUAUGUAGGUUACAUCCUCAGCCUGGUUCUGUUAACCCUGCCGCGGCAGCAUCUGGUCCAGCUGUACCUGUAUGUUCUCACGGCCUUGCUCCUUUUCGCUGGACACCAGGUCUCCAGGGAUUACGUUCGUGGCGAGCUGGACUCGGGCUAUGAAGGACCCCUGUACCUGGAGCCUCUGUCUAUGAACCGUUUCACCACCGCGCUGAUCGGUCAGCUGGUGGUCUGUACUCUGUGCUCCUGCGUGAUGCAGACGAAACAGAUCUGGCUCUUCUCCGCUCACCUUCUCCCCCUGGUGGCCAGACUGUGCAUGGUCCCUCUGGAGACCAUCGUCUUCGUCAAUCGAUUUGCCAUGAUUUUCACCGGCCUGGAGGUGCUCUACUUCCUCGCCUCCAACCUGCUUGUUCCUUACAACCUGGCCAAGACCGCCUACCGCGAGGUAGUGCAGGUGGUGGAGGUGUACGGACUCCUGGCUUUGGCCAUGUCUCUGUGGAAUCAGCUGGUUCUGCCCGUGCUCUUUAUGUGUUUUUGGCUGGUGCUGUUCGCCCUUCAGAUCUACACAUACUUCAGCACACGCAGCCAGCCCACUUCCCGCGAACGACUCCUCUUCCUCUUCCUCACCAGUAUUGCUGAAUGCUGCAGUACACCGUACUCUUUGCUGGGUCUGGUCUUUACUGUGUCCUUCGUGGCUCUGGGCGUUCUCACACUCUGCAGGUUCUACCUGCAGGGUUACCGCGCCUUCAUGACCGACAACACUAUGCACAGGGGGAUGACUGAGGGGGUGACUCUGCUGAUAUUGGCGGUGCAGACGGGAUUGAUUGAGCUGCAGGUCAUUCACAGAGCCUUCCUCCUCAGCAUCAUCCUCUUCAUCGUGGUGGCCUCCAUCCUACAGUCAAUGCUGGAUAUCGCUGACCCCAUAGUACUGGCUCUUGGGGCAUCCCGCGACAAGAGUUUGUGGAAGCACUUCCGUGCUGUCAGUCUGUGUUUGUUCCUCCUGGUUUUCCCAGCCUACAUGUCCUACAUGAUCUGCCAGUUCUUCCACAUGGACUUCUGGUUACUCAUCAUUAUCUCCUCCAGCAUACUCACCUCACUGCAGGUGCUCGGUACCUUGCUGAUCUACGUGCUCUUCAUGGUGGAGGAGUUCCGGAAGGCUCCGGUGGAGAACAUGGACGAGGUGAUCUACUGCGUUAACGGUACGUACCGGCUGCUGGAGUUCCUGGUGGCGCUGUGCGUGGUGGCCUACGGCGUGUCGGAGACGGUGUUCGGGGAGUGGACGGUGAUGGGCUCCACCAUCAUCUUCAUCCACUCCUACUAUAACGUGUGGCUGCGCGCCCAGCUGGGCUGGCAGAGCUUCCUCCUGCGCAGAGACGCCGUCAACAAGAUCAAAAGCCUGCCCGUGGCCUCUGACCUCCAGCUCCAGCAACACAAUGACAUCUGCUCCAUCUGCUACCAGGACAUGGCGUCGGCCGUCAUCACCCCCUGCAGUCACUUCUUCCACGCUGGCUGUCUGAAGAAGUGGCUCUACGUCCAGGAGACCUGCCCGCUCUGCCACAGUCAACUCAAGAGCCAACCACAAGCCUCCAACUCCGCCCCGCCGCCCGCCCACGACGCCCCGCCGGCCAAUCAGAAUCCCGCGGAGGUGGGACAGGGAGAGCAGGCGCUAGCGGAACGGGCCACCGCGGCCGAGGACGGUCCGGAUGACGGCGGAAAGGAGUCGUCCUCGCCGGAGAAGCCGGAAGUGUCGGGGGAGGACUCAAACGCUGACCCCGGUGGAGGUGACGCACCGUUGGGCAGCGAGAGCCCAGAGGGGUCUGAGGGACAUCUGGAGGGGACUGGGUCUCCAAAUUCCAGUCUGGCUCCCAGUACCUGCCUCUGAGAGCUGAUGCCAGUGGCCAACUUGCAUUUGCCAUGCGAACAGUUGGGACUAUGCUGUAGUCACGUUAUGUUGCCAAUACGGAAAGCGUUGUUAUAGACUGGUUAAGCAGGUGACAGUGCACACACCCCACUCUCUGCUAAAUGCACUCCUCUGUCAAUCACAUUUCUUCAUGAAUGUCCAAACUAGGCCAUGCUGUAUUCUCUAUUUCCAUUUGGUGAUGAAAAAAAAAAACCUGUUAUAUUGUUUUUUUUGUUUGUUUUUGUCGUUCCUGUCAAAAUUUUGAAUACCACUAGGUAUCUGGGAUAUCCUGACUUGUUUACCGUUUUGUAUAAUCGUUUUUUUUUUUGUUUGUUUUUUUUUUUUUUUUUUUAAUUGAAUAGUUUUAUGUGACACGAGGAAUGAGUUUUGGUUGGAUUUCGAUUGGUGCAAAUGAAUUGUUUUUUUAGAAGAAACUGGUACUGCAGUUCCAUGAGGUUGUAAGUGUGUUUGAAAAGGGCGAACAUUUAAACGGUGAGAUUAAUUAAUCAUAAGAGAUUGGAAGGACACGUGCUGCGCUUGGCCAAGACGACGCAAACACUCGUACGAUGGUUUUGUCUCUUCGCCGAAACAACGCUCUUUUUUUUUUUUAACGAGGUCUGUUUGACGUGGCAUUUUCGCAUUUGCACUAACAUCAUUCAUAGCGAUGCUCCAAAGCUGUCGGGUCUUUCGUCAGAUACCCAACUGUUUUUUUGUUUGUUUGUUUGUUUGUUGGUGUGUGAGGUCAAACCCUGUAGAAAUCUGUGUACAUAGGCCUCCAUAUUCAAUACUCAAUAUUAUCACUUGUUUUUUUUUUUGUCGUUUAUUUGGUUUGUUUUGUUAUUGUUUAUUUGUUUGUUUGUUUUGUUUUUGACGAGCCGUACAGUGUUCUAAAAGCAACAACUAUGAUGACGUGUUCUUGUGGCUUGCGUGAACACUUUGGUGCCCUCUACAGGUAGAAGUGUGAUUGAGCCAAAGAACGCUGAUAGUGUUGUGCUGGUAUGGUCAACUAUGAUUUUACGUUAGCAGUAUUAAAACACUUGACAUUCUGAAACUAUGUUGGAAUGAGUACAUUUAACGAUGUAUGACCUAACACAACAGAUGCCAUUUAUAACGGAUUUGUAGUGAUUUAA